UUAAAUAUUAACUUUGUUAUACGUGCCUUUUUAUCAAUUUUAAUUAAAAAUUGAACAUCUAAAUUUAAAAAUUGUACUCUAAAUCAUACAGUAAUGUGAUACGCCCACAUGUAUUAUUCAUCAACAGUCAUUGAAUCGUAAUAGAAGUUUGAAGUAUACAUCAACAUUUUAUAUGCUUUUUUAACACGAAAGUGCUAUGAUCUCAGGUAAAACACCAUGUGUAGGGGACAGAAUAGAAUGUGCGGGUCAGUAUGGAACAAUAAAAUAUAUUGGGGAAGUAGAGGGUUAUCCUGGAACUUGGUACGGGAUCGAUUGGGAUGACCCCGAACGUGGAAAGCACAAUGGUAUAGUUCGUGACAAACAAUAUUUUACAGCCAGGUACCCCAGGUCGGCAUCAUUCGUUCGUCCAGAAAAGGUCAAUGUAGGUCAGUCAGCAGUAACCGCUAUUCAGUCACGGUAUGGCCAAAAAAGUGAUAACAAUAAUGCGUAUGACAAACAGCAGCUACUAAGUUUACAACGCACCAUGAAUGCCCCAUUCUUAGAAUUAGUUGGAUUUGAUAAAGUCAGUGACAUUCAAAGUGACUUUAAUAAACUCAAGAUAGUUAAUAUUCGUUUGCAAUGUGUAAAUUGUCCAGGAGAACCAAACGCUUUGGAGAUCAUGUGCCCAAACAUAGUUGAAUUAGAUAUUUCGAAAAAUCUACUUACAAAAUGGACUGAAGUUUUCGAGAUUUGUUCCCAACUAAAGAAACUGUCGUGGCUUAAUGUUAGCGAAAAUCUCCUUAUUAUCCCAGACAAUUACACAAAUUUCAAAUUCGAAAGUAUUAAAACAUUAAUUUGCGGUGCCAUGAAUUUAAACUGGACAGAUUUACAAAAGCUUUCAGUUGUGUUUCCCGAACUUGAAGAACUUAGGGCCCCGAAGAACCAAAUAACAUCUCUAAACACUUCCCCAAGUCACUCUUUUCAAAAAUUACAACUCUUAGACAUUGAAGACAAUAAGGUGGGAAAAUGGGAAGAGAUAAUAAAAUUGGGAGUUAUAAAGACACUAGAACAAUUAAUACUGGAAAAUACUGGAAUAAAAGAAAUUAAGUUCCCUUGCAAAGACGGCGAUAAUGCCUGCAAUAACUUUGAAAACUUGAAGAAAUUAACUCUUACAAACAACGAAAUAUCAGACUGGAAUUCGAUAGGAGAAUUAAAUAAAUUGGGAAACCUACAAGAGCUACGCCUUCUGAGGAAUCCAGUGCUGGAAAAAGAAAACUAUGCCACCUGUUUUCAAAUUGUAAUCGCUAGAAUUGCCAGUCUGCAGUACUUUAACGGAACAUUAAUUAAACCGGAAGAAAGAAAAGGGGCCGAGUACGAUUAUCUUAAAAAGUACGCAUUGGAAUGGUUUUCUGUAAGAGACGACGACGAAAAAAGAAAAGAGUUUUUAGCAAAUCAUAACAGAUACUUAGAAUUAAUGGAAAAAUAUGGUUCUCCUGAGGAAUCGGAGCUUAAACAACAACCCAAGUGUAUAAGUGGUUCUUUAAUCGAAUUGAAACUUGUCUAUGAAGACCAAGAGAAAAUAAAAUGCUUGCCCCCCACAAUACAAGUCAGGAAACUGACAAUGUUAGUUCAGAGACUGUUUAAUUUGUCCGAAAGACCUAUUUUAGUCUGCAUUUCGAAUAGUCAACCCGAAAUCGAAAUAGAACUGGACGACGACGGAAAAGAAAUUGAUUUUUAUUCUAUACAAACCGGAGAUCAAAUAAUCGUCAAAACCUAAUAAUAAAUAACAUAUUGUAUUGUAUUUAUUUUUACUUUGCCCUAAAAACUCUUUUUUCAAUUACGUAGAUGUAAAUAAUUAUUUUUUAAAUAAAACUGAUAACCAACA
Agrilus planipennis (emerald ash borer) is the source of this 1864-nucleotide messenger RNA. RefSeq names its product tubulin-specific chaperone E (gene Tbce). The record is from RefSeq and is a predicted model, not a curated record. Bases 197 to 1756 code for a protein of 519 amino acids. Gene Ontology annotation, molecular function: alpha-tubulin binding. Gene Ontology annotation, biological process: protein folding. NCBI's taxonomy places the organism in Eukaryota, Metazoa, Arthropoda, Insecta, Coleoptera, Buprestidae. The transcript has 6 exons.